AGGAAGAUUGGCCAUAUCAGCAAAUUCAAAGCAAAUGUGGUUCAGUGCCAUCAGUAGAGGAUUCAGUAGCGAUGUCGGUUCUGGUGCAACGAAACGAAUUUGCAUAGUUGGUUCGGGACCGGCUGGAUUCUACGCUGCACAGUUCAAACACUUGAAUGGAAGUGUGGUGGAUGUAAUUGAAAAAUUGCCUGUUCCAUUUGGUUUAGUACGUUAUGGCGUUGCGCCCGAUCAUCCCGAGGUGAAAAACGUUAUUAAUACUUUUACUAAAACAGCUGAACAUAAAAACUUCAAUUUUUGGGGUAACGUAGCGUUAGGCAAAGAUGUAAGCUUGCAAAAUUUGCGAGAACGCUAUCAUGCAGUUCUGCUGACUUAUGGAGCAGAUCAGGAUCGUCAGCUGAACAUACCUAAUGAAGAUCAGCCAAAUGUGCUGUCUGCUCGUAAGUUUGUGGAAUGGUACAAUGGCCUGCCAGGUGCACAACACUUAAAUCCCAAUUUGCGUGGGCAAACUGUGACAAUUUUAGGGCAAGGCAAUGUUGCUGUGGACGUGGCGCGAAUGUUACUUAGUCCAUUGGAUGUUUUGCGCAAAACAGAUACUACUGAAUAUGCUUUGGAGACGCUUUCACGCAGCAAAGUCGAGCAAGUUUAUUUGGUUGGCCGACGAGGUCCUUUACAGGCUGCUUUCACUAUAAAAGAAUUACGUGAAAUGUUAAAAUUACCAAAUGUGCAAACACUGUGGAGACCCGAUGACUUUACAGAUGUCCAUGCACAAAUACCCAAUUUACCGCGGCCACGUAAACGCCUCACUGAAUUGAUGCUGAAGAGUUUGUCGGAACAGUCGGCAAGUACUAGCAACAAGAAACAAUUCUUGCCCAUAUUUUUGCGAGCUCCAAAAUUUAUUAAGGAUAACAAAAUCGAAUUGACCGUUACAAAACUACAAAACGAUAUAGCUGUGCCGACUAACCGAUCUGAACAGCUUCAAGCUGAUUUACUACUCCGCAGCAUAGGCUACAAAUCUACUUGUGUCGAUGGUGGAAUUUGCUUUGAUAAGCGCAGUGGCUGUGUAUACAAUGAAUAUGGUCGCGUGUUAAAGGAUGCGGCUAGCAAAACAGUAGACAAGGGCCUUUAUGUAGCGGGUUGGUUGGGUACUGGUCCUACAGGUGUUAUUUUAACGACUAUGAAUGGUGCUUUCAGCGUCGCAAAAACAAUAUGUGAUGAUAUUUUGUCAAAUGAAGUGGAUACUAGCAAAGCUAAACUAGGUUUGGAAGCAAAGCAAUUUAAACGUCUUGUUACAUGGUCACAUUGGGAGCGCAUCGAUCAAGCUGAGAUGCAAGCGGGGCAAAAACUAUGUAAACCACGCGAAAAGUUUGUAGAUGUUGAAGAAAUGCUCAAAGUGGCUGGACUUUAGCCCAUAGUACGAACGCAAAAAUAACUAGAUAUGGAACGUAGAACGUAGGAUAUAAGUGAAAAGGUGAAUGUCAAAAAAUAUAUUAUAUUUAUAUUUUUUCUAUCUUUUAAAUUUUACUAAAACAA
Molecule: messenger RNA, 1530 nt
Organism: Rhagoletis pomonella (apple maggot)
Lineage: Eukaryota; Metazoa; Arthropoda; Insecta; Diptera; Tephritidae
Gene: dare
Product: NADPH:adrenodoxin oxidoreductase, mitochondrial
Biological process (GO): ubiquinone biosynthetic process
Cellular component (GO): mitochondrion
Source: RefSeq, a predicted model, not a curated record